CGCUUAACAAUUAGAAGAAGAAGACCGGAAAUGCGUCUGACGCGCAUGGCGCUCUUUGAAAAAUAAUAUUUUGCUCGCAGAAAUUGUUCUACUGUCUUCCUCUUAAGGUGAAGUUUGAUCUUAGUUGCGACACAGUGCAGCUCUCUGUAAGAUGGAGGCUGAUCUUUAUGACGAGUUUGGAAACUACAUUGGACCAGAGCUGGACUCCGAUGACGAUGAGGAUGACCUGGAGGCUGAAGAUAGGGAUGUUGAUGAGGCAGAUGAAGAUGAAGACGAGGAGCCGGCAGAUGCUGAUGAAGAUGUGCCGGGCAUGGAAGUGGUCCUGCAUGAGGACAAGAAGUACUAUCCAACAGCAGAAGAAGUUUAUGGCCCAGAAGUCGAAACUAUUGUUCAAGAAGAAGAUACCCAACCUCUUACUGAGCCCAUCAUCAAGCCUGUCCGUCACAGAUGUUUCACCCUGAUGGAACAGGAGUUACCUGCCACAGUUUAUGACAUGGAGUUUCUCGCAGAUCUGAUGGAUAGUCCGGAGCUGAUUCGCAAUGUCACACUGUGUGGUCACCUCCACCAUGGAAAAACUUGCUUCGUGGACUGCCUCAUUGAGCAGACACAUCCAGAAAUCAGGAAACGAGACGAUGUGGAUCUCCGUUACACUGACAUCCUUUUCACAGAGCAAGAGAGAGGUGUAGGAAUCAAGAGCACUCCCGUCACAAUGGUCCUGCCUGACUCCAGGGGAAAAUCCUAUCUCUUUAACAUAAUGGACACACCGGGUCAUGUGAACUUCUCGGAUGAGGUCACGUCAAGCAUCCGCCUGUCAGAUGGUAUCGUCCUCUUCAUCGAUGCAGCUGAAGGGGUGAUGCUCAACACGGAACGUCUAAUCAAACAUGCAGUCCAGGAGCGAAUGGCCAUCACAAUCUGCAUCAACAAGGUGGACAGGCUGAUUGUGGAGCUCAAACUUCCCCCCACUGAUGCCUAUUACAAACUACGCCAUAUUGUCGACGAAGUCAAUGGUUUGCUCAGUACCUACUCUACAGAUGAGAACCUGGUGGUUUCUCCUCUCCUGGGAAAUGUUUGCUUUGCCAGCUCCCAGUACAGCAUCUGCUUCACGCUGGGCUCGUUCGCAAAGAUCUACUCUGACACCUACGGUGACAUCAAUUACAACGAGUUUUCCAAGAGACUCUGGGGAGACAUUUAUUUCAACCCCAAAACGCGCAAGUUCACCAAGAAAGCUCCAAGUAGUAAUUCACAGCGCAGUUUCGUUGAGUUCGUCCUGGAGCCGCUGUACAAGAUCCUCUCACAGGUUGUAGGAGAUGUGGACACUUCUCUUCCACGGGUCCUGGACGAGCUGGGCAUCCACUUGUCCAAAGAGGAGCUGAAGCUGAACAUCCGGCCGCUGCUGAGGCUUGUCUGUAACCGUUUCUUUGGAGACUUCACUGGCUUUGUAGACAUGUGUGUGCAGCACAUCUCAUCACCACAGGAUGGCGCAAGGAACAAGAUAGAGCACACCUACACUGGUGGUCUGGACUCCGAUCUUGGAGAAGCAAUGGCAGAAUGCGACCCUGAGGGUCCUUUGAUGUGCCACACCACUAAAAUGUACAGCACCGAGGACGGAGUGCAGUUCCACGCCUUUGGGCGGGUUCUCAGUGGGACUAUCCAGGCAAGUCAGCCUGUCAAAGUAUUGGGUGAGAACUACACCCUGGAGGAUGAAGAAGACUCUCAGGUCUGCACUGUGGGGCGGCUGUGGAUCUCUGUUGCCAGAUACCAAAUUGAAGUGAAUCGAGUCCCUGCUGGCAACUGGGUACUGAUUGAAGGUUGUGACCAGCCAAUUGUGAAGACCGCUACCAUCACAGAGCCCAGAGGCAACGAAGAUGCUCAAAUCUUCCGACCCCUCAAGUUCAACACUGCCUCAGUCAUUAAGAUCGCAGUGGAGCCAGUCAACCCAUCAGAGCUGCCCAAAAUGUUGGAUGGACUGCGGAAGGUUAACAAGAGCUAUCCUUCGCUCACCACAAAGGUGGAGGAGUCUGGGGAGCAUGUCAUUUUGGGAACUGGAGAACUGUACCUGGACUGUGUCAUGCACGACCUGCGCAAGAUGUACUCCGAGAUUGACAUCAAAGUUGCUGACCCAGUCGUCACUUUCUGUGAAACAGUGGUGGAGACAUCGUCCCUCAAGUGUUUUGCUGAGACCCCAAACAAAAAGAACAAGAUCACAAUGAUCGCGGAGCCCCUGGAGAAAGGGCUGGCUGAAGACAUCGAGAACGAAGUGGUACAGAUUACAUGGAACCGGAAAAAGCUGGGAGAGUUUUUCCAAACAAAGUAUGACUGGGAUCUGCUGGCUGCCAGGUCCAUCUGGGCCUUUGGGCCUGACACCACUGGACCAAAUAUUCUCGUAGAUGACACACUGCCAUCUGAGGUGGACAAGGCGCUGCUGGGCUCUGUCAAAGACAGCAUUGUCCAGGGUUUCCAGUGGGGCACCAGGGAAGGGCCUCUCUGCGACGAACCCAUUAGAAAUGUCAAGUUCAAGAUCCUGGAUGCAGUCAUUGCUCAGGAGCCGCUCCAUAGAGGAGGAGGUCAGGUCAUCCCUACAGCCAGGAGAGUGGUGUACUCCGCCUUCCUUAUGGCUACGCCCAGGUUGAUGGAGCCGUAUUACUUUGUCGAGGUUCAGGCGCCGGCUGAUUGUGUGUCUGCUGUGUACACUGUCCUCGCCAGAAGAAGGGGUCACGUCACCCAGGAUGCUCCAAUUCCUGGCUCUCCUCUGUACACUAUCAAGGCUUUUAUCCCUGCCAUCGAUUCCUUUGGUUUUGAGACAGACCUCCGGACACACACGCAGGGCCAGGCUUUUGCCUUGUCUGUGUUCCACCACUGGCAGAUCGUUCCUGGAGACCCCUUGGACAAGAGCAUCGUGAUCAGACCCCUGGAGCCUCAGCCGGCCCCCCACCUGGCGCGAGAGUUCAUGAUCAAGACCAGGCGGCGCAAGGGUUUGAGCGAAGACGUCAGCAUCAGCAAGUUCUUCGACGAUCCUAUGUUGUUGGAGCUGGCCAAACAAGACGUGGUGCUCAACUACCCCAUGUGAGGAGCCUGACCUCUGACCUCCACGUCGAGGGUUUCUGUGCCCAUGAUGUGACCACAAUGUUUUGUUUCCAUGUGUUGGAGGUGAAACACAACUUUGUCUUUUUAUUUUCUAUUUGUAUAAAACCAUGUUUUUGUAGAUGAGAAAACAUGGUCGGCUUUUUAAAAAAACUGAAAUAAAUUUUUCCUGAAUAAAAAUAAAA
Molecule: messenger RNA, 3266 nt
Organism: Synchiropus splendidus (mandarinfish)
Lineage: Eukaryota; Metazoa; Chordata; Actinopteri; Syngnathiformes; Callionymidae
Gene: eftud2
Product: elongation factor Tu GTP binding domain containing 2
Exons: 28
Coding region: 152-3067 (971 amino acids)
Biological process (GO): mRNA splicing, via spliceosome
Cellular component (GO): U2-type catalytic step 2 spliceosome; U4/U6 x U5 tri-snRNP complex; cytosol
Molecular function (GO): GTP binding; translation elongation factor activity; GTPase activity
Source: RefSeq, a predicted model, not a curated record